This is a messenger RNA of Ornithorhynchus anatinus (platypus), 2264 nucleotides long. RefSeq names its product arginine vasopressin receptor 2 (gene AVPR2). Gene Ontology annotation, biological process: regulation of systemic arterial blood pressure by vasopressin; G protein-coupled receptor signaling pathway; positive regulation of vasoconstriction. The record is from RefSeq and is a predicted model, not a curated record. The coding region runs from base 258 to 1469 and encodes 403 amino acids. NCBI's taxonomy places the organism in Eukaryota, Metazoa, Chordata, Mammalia, Monotremata, Ornithorhynchidae. Gene Ontology annotation, cellular component: membrane. Gene Ontology annotation, molecular function: peptide binding; vasopressin receptor activity. The transcript is spliced from 4 exons.
UCACACUGGAUACAGCCAGAGCUUGUUGCUCAGUCAACUCCUGACCACAGCAGAGCUCCACUCUCAGCUCUCAGGAGGCAAAGGGGCAAACUUGCGGGCAAGCUUGGGGGCACCUGGACCCUCCCCUCCCCAAGUCAAGAGGGAACGGGCAUGGAGAACCAGGCCGGUCAACCAGCCAGAUGGGGAACCCCCUGACACACUUAUAGGAGCUGCAGAAGGAACCUGGGCCCCCUGUCCUGUUGCUCUCUGAAUUCUAGAUGCCCCUGCCUGGCCCAGCCCUUGGGAUAAGAAGAGUCAGGCAGCACCUCAGCCCAUUCUCCACUAUGUCCCCAGGACUGGAUGGGCCAUCUGCAGCUCCAGGCAUCCUCUGGGACUCCAACUCUAGUAUAAAUGCCAGUGCCCCUCCCUCGGAGUCGGACAAGCGCGACGAGGCCCUGGCCCGGGCAGAGAUAACCCUGCUGGCCGUGAUGUUCGUGGGUGUGGCGGGCAGCAACACCCUGGUGCUGGGGGCCCUGGCAAGGCAGGGCCGACGCCAGCGGGCACCCAUGCAUGUCUUCAUCACCCACCUGUGCCUGGCGGACCUGGCGGUGGCCCUGUUCCAAGUGCUGCCCCAGCUGCUCUGGGACAUCACAGACAGGUUCCAGGGGCCGGACCUGCUCUGCCGGGCUGUCAAGUACCUGCAGAUGGUGGGCAUGUAUGCCUCCUCCUACAUGAUCGUGGCCAUGACCCUGGACCGGCACCAUGCCAUCUGCCGGCCCAUGGCCACCUUCCGCCGGGGUGGCGCCCGCUGGAACAUGCCCGUUUUGGUGGCCUGGGCCUCGUCCCUGGUUCUCAGCCUGCCCCAGAUCUUCAUCUUCUCGCUGAUGAGGAUGCCAGAUGGGGCCUACGACUGCUGGGCCCAAUUUGCGGAGCCCUGGGGCAGCAAGGCCUACGUCACCUGGAUCACGCUCGUGGUGUUCGUGCUGCCCACGGCGGGCAUCGCCACCUGCCAGGUGCUAAUCUUCCGAGAGAUCCACACCAGCCUCUACCAGAAGCGAAAGCGCAUCAGGGAAGGGGGGAGGGGGCGGCGGCGGUGGCCGCUGGGCUCCCGGGAGGGCCGUGGGGGCAGAGCCAGGGUCCCGGUUGGGGGAGCAGCUGAGGCCUCACGUGUGUCAGGUGCGAUGGCCAAGACGGUGCGGAUGACGCUGGUGAUCGUGCUGGUGUACGUGCUGUGCUGGGCCCCCUUCUUCCUCGUGCAGCUCUGGGCCGUCUGGGACCCACACUCUCCCAAGAACGGCCCAGCAUUCACGCUGAUCAUGCUUCUCGCCAGCCUCAACAGCUGCACCAAUCCCUGGAUCUAUGCCUCCUUCAGCAGCAGCGUCUCCUCCGAGCUCCGACAGCUCCUCUGCUGCCAGCGCCCCGGACCCAUCCUGCCCGAGGACUCCUGUGCCACAGCCACCUCCUCCCUUGCCAAAGAGAUCCACUCCUGAGGGACCUGGGUCAGGGGCAAAGAGGUCGGGGUCCAUAGCCAGCAGGCCAGAUGGCCACUUGGGAGUCAGCCAGGCUGGGAAGUCCUGGGGGUUGGGGAGCUGGGGUGGGUCAGGAGAAUCCCAGAGAUUCCUGCCUGAGGUGGGGGGUGGGGGGGGAAUAGGAAAGGAAAGCCUGAGACCCCUAUGGGGCUGAGUGUCUGUGUGUGUGUGUGUGCGCGUGCAUCCAUGUGCACACGUGCUGGCUACGUGUGCUCAUGACUUCUAUAUUUUUUGGUUUUAUGGGUGCCUGUGUGAGCAUAGUAGGUGUAUGUGUCCCCAGAGUUGUGAGUGCCUGUCCCGUUUGUGGGCUCAUGAGUGUGUAUGUGUGUGUACGUGUGCACAUAUAUAGGAUAGGCUGGUAUCUGUGUGUUUGCAUAGACGGCUGCCAGGCAAGGGGGUUGCUGAGCAUGGGGCAGUGCAGUGGAGCAGUGGGUGUGGUGUGAGGGGUGUGGGACAUUGGGCAUGAGGUGAUGGGGGUGGGGUGGUUGGCAAAGGACAGUAGGCUGGAUCAUCAACUCCUCCCCACCCACUCCUCCUGGCAGGCCCCUGCCACUCCCCUGGCAACUGGAGACCAAGGUUCCAGAGGGUGGAGGGUUUGGGUAUGGUUCAGGGUCCCUCCAAAGUUCUCCCCCAGCCCCCUGGACCUUCUCUCUCUUCCUCUCUCCCCUUUCACCUGUCCCACACAUUUCUUUCUCUUUUGUCCCCCAUCACCACACCCUUGCCCACAAGACCUCAAUAAAUCUCCACACAUCAGCA